Messenger RNA from Phaedon cochleariae (mustard beetle), 456 nucleotides. NCBI's taxonomy places the organism in Eukaryota, Metazoa, Arthropoda, Insecta, Coleoptera, Chrysomelidae. The record is from the annotation of a GenBank genome assembly.
AUGUUUGACCAAGGCAAACCAGCAGGAAUUCCUAAGCUGUCGGUUAGCAUUCAGCAAAUAUCUCCAUUACCCACAGUGUCUGAGCUAUCAACAAAACGAAGAAAACCAAGAAAGAAAGGGAAAAUGGGCGUCAUCAAUUCAACACCUGAUAUUGAAGAGGAAAAGUCUGUGGAAAAUGUUAAGCGACAGAAAGAGAGAGAGAAAUUGGCGAGAGCAGCUAACAGAAAACUUGAAGCAACUGAUGAACCAGAUGUGGAAUGUACCCAAAUAAACCAUGAGCAAGAUGACGAUGCUGAAGAUGUUGCAUGCUUGUACUGUAACGAGUUCUACUCUUGGUCGAAAUCCAAGGAGCUGUGGCUCAAAUGUCAGCUAUGUAGUUUGUGGGCCCAUGCUGCUUGUGCAGAUAAGAGUUUAUCGAUGAGGAAUGGUGGAGAACCAUCGCUGUGGUCAACUUGA